AUGAAAUUAUCAAUCGCUGUAUUGGCAUCAGUUUUAGUCGCUUGCUCGGUUACUACAGCCAAUCCAAUUCUUCCCAGUUCGACUACAAAUGCUGAGUAUAGCACUUCAACCGGCAUUCCCAGUUCGACUACAAAUGCUGAAUAUAGCACCUCAACGGACAUUCCCAGUUCGACUACAAAUGCUGAAUUUAGCACCUCAACGGACAUUCCCAGCGCACAAGUCACAGCUUCAAUUGAUUUUAGUAAAUUUUCAAAAGAGGUUCUAGAUUUGAUUAAAGAAUACGCAAAGACGGGGAAAGAUUAUGACAAUGCAAAGAUAAUGCAUGACAUGCUACAGAUUCAAAAACAGGGCCAGGAAAUGAUAAUAAGCCAGCUACGUGAAAAAUAUUACAAGUCUUUAGAUAAAUAUCAGAAGAGUGGUCUUCCAAGGCAUAGGGAUAUAUUCAAGAUGGUUGAAGUUGAGUUUGACAAACAAGCAAGAAUUCUUAUCGACCUUGUAAAAAAGCAUUCAAACUCCAAAUGUCGUCAUAUGGAUUGGAAAUUGACUGGAAUAAAAUCACUACUUGUGGAGCACCUGUUUGGGAAAAAUCUGAAUCAACCAGUUGACUACUACAUGAAACUUUUGGAAUCAGAUCCCAGGUUUAUGGAACUCGUCAACUCAUUUCGCAGUUCUGUGCCAAGCCAACAGUCAGGAUCCGAGCAAGCAUCUACUAGUGGAAUCCAGGAUCAACCACAACACCACGAAAGUUUGCCCUCGUCAUCGAAUGAAACGCCAACAGAUCAGUCCAUUCAAACAUUAUCCAGUACGCAGGGAAUCUUUUCUCGACUUUUUUCUAGUGCAUGGGGUUUUUUUUCUGGAUCUUGUGCACAGAACACUUCCAAAUCAUUUUCGAGUCAAUCUGAUUCGGACGAUUCAUCUGAUUUGAACGACCCAUCUGAUUUGAACGACCCAUCUGAUUUAAACGACCCAUCUGAUUCGGACAAUUCAUCUGAUGAAUCAGACGAUUGA
Molecule: messenger RNA, 1008 nt
Organism: Batrachochytrium dendrobatidis JAM81
Lineage: Eukaryota; Fungi; Chytridiomycota; Chytridiomycetes; Rhizophydiales
Exons: 1
Coding region: 1-1008 (335 amino acids)
Source: RefSeq, a predicted model, not a curated record